AUGCUUCUGCAAUCAUUCAAGGGUUCCCUUCGUAGGAAUAUCCUUCGUUCCACACGUACACUCACCACCACCUCAUCAUUACUUAAUAAUACCAAACCCAAUUCCACUAACCCACCACCACCACCAACAACUGACGAAACAACUCAUUUCGGAUUCAAAACCGUCAAUAAAGAAGACAAAGAAAAAUUAGUCAAAGGUGUAUUUUCAUCAGUAGCAUCCAAUUAUGACGUAAUGAACGAUGCUAUGUCACUUGGGGUCCAUCGUCUUUGGAAACAACAUUUCAUCUCGCGUCUUGAUGCCGGUAUGAGACCAGGAGCUGAUCGUCCAUUAGAUUUCUUGGAUGUGGCUGGUGGAACUGGAGAUAUUGCAUUUGGAUUAUUAGAGAAUGCGGAAAAGAAAUUUGGUGAUAUUAAAUCAACUAUGACUAUUGCCGAUAUAAAUCCUGAUAUGUUACAUGAAGGAGAACUUAGAUUUCAAAAUACGAAAUGGAAUGAUGGUAGUGAUCGAGUGAAAUUUUUAGUUCAGAAUGGAGAAACUAUGGAUAAGAUUGAAGAUUGUUCUAAGGAUGUAUAUACUAUUGCAUUUGGAAUUAGAAAUUUUACAAAUGUUCAAGCAGGUUUAAAUACUGCAUAUCGUGUUUUAAGACCAGGUGGGAUUUUUGCUUGUUUGGAAUUUUCACAAGUGGAGAAUAAAGUACUUGAUUUUGGAUAUCAAGCGUAUAGUUUUAGUUUAUUGCCGUUAAUGGGUCAAUUGAUUGCUAAUGAUAGAGAUUCUUAUCAAUAUUUGGUUGAAAGUAUUAGAAAAUUCCCAAAACAAGAAGAUUUCAAAUCUAUGAUUGAAAAAGCAGGAUUUUAUGUUCCUGAACCAGGGUAUGAAAAUUUAACUUUUGGUGUUGCUGCUAUUCAUAUUGGUAUUAAACUUUAA
Molecule: messenger RNA, 924 nt
Organism: Hemisphaericaspora subhashii
Lineage: Eukaryota; Fungi; Ascomycota; Pichiomycetes; Serinales; Debaryomycetaceae
Gene: COQ5
Product: 2-hexaprenyl-6-methoxy-1,4-benzoquinone methyltransferase
Exons: 1
Coding region: 1-924 (307 amino acids)
Biological process (GO): ubiquinone biosynthetic process
Molecular function (GO): methyltransferase activity
Source: RefSeq, a predicted model, not a curated record